AGUCUAACAAGAAGAUUACCUGGACCAGAUAAAACUAGAUAUAAAACUUUAGAAGAUAUUUGUAAAAGUUUUGAUAAAGGUUAGUUUUAAGACGAUAUAAAAAUAUAUAGAAAAAUAUCAGCUUUAACUCUUCGUACUAUAAAGUUAUAUAUUCUAUUGCUUUUGAAUACUAAAGAGAUGGAAUAUUUUAUAGAGAUGGCGUAGUAUCAAUUUUCAUUUUUUCUAUCAAGUUUGUUAUAAGAUUAAAAAUAAAAAAUUUAUAAUAAUAGUCAAUUAUAACUUGUUAGAUAGAAAAAUAAGGAAUAUAAUUAAAUUGUCUUAAAUUCAAUGUGUUGUAGAUGUGUAUCCUAUCCGGAAUAUCCUGUAUAUAAAUUAUAAAUUCUAAUUGACAGCGGAAUGUCUCUUUUUUCCCCUCGAUUUUUGUCAGCGAGGAAAACGCUUUAAAUAAUAACAUUAUUCUUUUUGGUAGUAAUUGUACUUUCAACAUAUUUAUUAGUAGUUUUAUUUAAAACUUUGAAGUAUGUUUUUCCAUGAAUUUUGAUAUUUGAAACACAACCUUCAAUUAUACAAUAGAUGAAUUAUUCAUUAUUAAUUUAAAAUAAAGAAUACGAAUAGUAUUAUUAAUAAGUUAAUUUAAUUAAACAGUAAGAAAAGACUACUUUAUACUAAUUUGUAACUGAACUGAAUAAUCAAUCGUUCUCUUUGUUUUAUCUAACUUUCUUUCUCUCAAUUAAAGUUUGGUUACUUUAUCUUUUUAUUACUUUUUCGUUUUUUAUAAUUAGUCUGUUAAGCUCCAAAAUUUUUGCUUUGUAAGCAGAUAUUGAACUCUAAAAUUUAGCAGAUUUAAUCUACAAAACAGACACUCAUCUCACGCGAGGGAGCGUAAUUAAGCUCAUUAUUAUUCAAACAGUAUGUAUAUAAACGCUUCGUUUCCCUUAAUCCGUACCAUUUCGGAAAGAAAGAUCUAGUAGCAGAUUUUAAAACUUCUAAAUAAAAAAAUGAACCGUUCCAGUGUAUUCUUUAUCGCUUUUGCUUGCCUUCUCUUGGCCUUCCAAAUUAAUGAAAUUGAGGGUCAAUUUUCCUUUAGUCUUCCUGGUCAAUGGGGAAGUGGAAAACGAUCUGGAUCGAACCAAUGUUUAAAAUGGGAUCGUGAAGCAUUUGCUGCUCUUCAACAAGCUAUGAUGGUAUGUAAAGUUUGAGAUAAACCAUAAUAAUUAGAGUGGAAACUUUUCCCUAAUUGUAUAAUAACUCUUUAAAGCUUCAAGCACUUCAUUACCAUAAAUGUAUGGCAGCUGUGGAAAGCAAGCAUUAAAUUUCCAGUAAGUAAACUUGAAAGGAAACUUCUUAUUCUUGUUUCUUUGGAAAAAUGUGUGGCUCUUCGAUAAUCAACACAAUAACAAAAAAAGAAACCAGCGACUGAAAGUUAUAAGUGUAAAUAAAGACAUAUACAUAUAGAUAUAAAUAAUUAAAUAUAUAUAUAUAUAUAUAUAUAUAUAUAUAUAUAU
Dimorphilus gyrociliatus is the source of this 1505-nucleotide messenger RNA. NCBI's taxonomy places the organism in Eukaryota, Metazoa, Annelida, Polychaeta, Dinophilidae. The record is from the annotation of a GenBank genome assembly.